Messenger RNA from Girardinichthys multiradiatus, 5685 nucleotides. It is a transcript of the gene pgap1, whose product is annotated as post-GPI attachment to proteins inositol deacylase 1. The transcript is spliced from 27 exons. The record is from RefSeq and is a predicted model, not a curated record. Gene Ontology annotation, biological process: GPI anchor metabolic process; endoplasmic reticulum to Golgi vesicle-mediated transport. Gene Ontology annotation, cellular component: endoplasmic reticulum. Bases 144 to 2963 code for a protein of 939 amino acids. Gene Ontology annotation, molecular function: phosphatidylinositol deacylase activity. Lineage: Eukaryota; Metazoa; Chordata; Actinopteri; Cyprinodontiformes; Goodeidae.
AGUUGUGAACUGGUUCGACUGGACUGGCGGUGGCCGCCUCCCUGUUUCCUCACUGAGCAAACAGACACUCAGUCUGGAUAUGAGCACCGGAACACGGAAAUGAGGCAGGUGUAGGAUCGGAGAGUUCGGUUCGGACGGAAACCAUGAAGCCCGCCGCGGUGGCCUUUUAUGGGGCGGCUCUGGUGCUCCUGGCGGUCGGCCUGCGGGAGCUGCUGACUGGCUUCGAGGAGAACAGAUGCAGCAUGACCUACAUGUUUGAAUACCCGGAGUAUCGACGAGUGGCUCUGCCUCGACGCGUGGCCAGACUGUACCCGGCGUACGGGCUCUACCUGUACGGGGAGGGUGUCUACGCUCAGGAGACCCGGGCGCUCAAACUCACCGGCACACCUGUGCUUUUCCUGCCUGGGAAUGCAGGAAGUUACAAGCAAGCUCGCUCUCUGGGCUCUGUGGCCUUGAGGAAGGCUGAAAACAUGGACGGUGGGAUGCAUCUCAACGUCUUCACUGUGGACUUCAACGAGGAGUUGGUGGCGCUUUAUGGCGGGAGUUUGGUCAGACAAACACACUUCCUGCACGAGUGCAUCAAGGCCAUCCUACGGCUAUACAAGCAGCACCUUAAGACGCCCCCUCAGAGCGUGGCGCUGGUCGGUCACUCCAUGGGAGGGGUGGUGGCCCGAGCGCUGUUCACUCUGCCUCGCUUCAACCCUCAUCUGGUCAGCCUCAUCAUCACCCAGGCCUCCCCACACAUGGCUCCGGUCCUGGCCCUGGACCCGUACCUGUUGGAUUUCUACGAUGCGGUGCGGCAGAAGUGGGUGUAUCAGGCGAACAAGCUCAGGAAUGUUACUGUCCUGUCAGUUGGAGGCGGUUACCGUGACUACCAGGUCCGUUCUGGACUCACAUCCCUUCCCUGUCGCCCCGGAGAUCCAAACAAACUCUCAUUGGUGGUGACUGCAGUUCCCAGGACGUGGGUCUCCACGGAUCAUCUCUCCAUAGUUUGGUGCAAAGAGCUCGUUCUUGCUACGGUCAGGGCGUUCUUCGACCUCAUCGAUGCUGAAACCAGACAGUUCACAGAUUCUCCAGAGAGGAAACUGACCGUCCUGAAUCAUCACUUCAUCAAACAUCCCGUCAGGAUGCUGAGAGAUGUCCAAAACUCAUCCAUCUCCAUCUUAGAUGUUCCUGAAGCCUGGAGUGAAGUGAACACGUUACGUCUGUCCUACAGCACUCCGAAGGAAGGACAACUUAAGUACUUCCUGUUUGCUCUGUCGAGUCGCCGGAAAGCCUACAGUCAUUUCUACUGCCGGAGCAACAACAUGGAGAUGAGCAGCUGGGUGUUUGGCUGCGUGCACACCAACGGUUCCUCAUGUGUGCGUGCAGUGGAUCUGUCUAUGGGAACGGAGCUCCUGCCACCGUAUAAGGUUCUGAUUCUAAGCCUCAGUGACUUGGCGUCUGUCACUCAUCUGGUUGUUUCUGCCUCCAACCUUAACGGCAAACAGUUUACCGUGGAGUGUGAGUGGCAAAGAGAAGAAUCUCAGACUCUGUCCGUCUCUGUGCCUCAUGUUCUGUCCUUCGGUUUUACAGUCAGUGACGUCACAGUGAACUCCUCUGGACUUCUUCACAACAUCCAGCUGCUCCACUUUCACCAGGUCUACCAGGCCUUCAGGAUUAAUGUUGUGAGUCAGUGCAGAGUGAACAGAGACAGACUUCCCAGUGUGUACCGGAUACGGGUUUCCUGGUUCCGAGAGGACUCCUUCACCACAGCCAGUGUGCCGUCAGCUGCCGAGAUCUCAGGGAUGCUUCACACAAGUCGUCCCGACGAUUCCUCAGAUGUCCUGCUGCAGCUCCACACUGCCCCCAACUGCCAGUAUAAGGUGUCACUUAGAACUUCAUUUCCCAAGGUGCUGGGACAGGCUCUGAGGUUCUGUGGUCCCAUGGUUCCAGUCUACACAGCUGUAACUCUCCUCCUGGCCUGCGGGGGGCAGCUGUCCACCAUCCUGAAGUCUGGGAGAGCUGCAGACAUGAGCCAGACGUUGGGCAGAGGGCUGCAGCCUCAUAAAAUCAACCUUCCUGUUUACCUUUUACACAUCCUCCUCAGCUGCAGCCGCUUUCAGGAGAUCUUAUCCAUCAUCAGCAUCCCCCCGGAGGACACACUCCCCCCCACCUUCCCUGACGGGGUGCUUCAUGAGCGGGCGGAGUCACCUGAGGAGUGGCCCCACCUCCUGUCUCCUCUGCUGUACCUGCUGGGAGCAGCUGUGGCAUACUGGGGCAGCGCUCUGCUCCGUUUCCUGAUCCGACUCAUCUCCCUGACGCUCGCUCCGCUGCACAGACCAUCCGUCACCAGAACCUGCGGGACGCUGCGACUACGAACUCAGCUCCUCAUUGGUCUCUGUCUGACUGUUACAGGCUGGACGUCCUGCGGAGCUCUGGCGAUCUUUGCCUCCUCUCUGCUCCACCUGUACCGGGUCCUCAGGCUGCAGAUGACAGAGAGAUCUUUGAGUCACAUGUUGAAUCUGGCGCCACGGAAACAGAAACCAGCUGCCAACGGUGCGGUAGAGGCAGAACCUCAGAGCAAGUCUAACGAGCUCAAUGGCGUCCCCCUGCUGUCUGAGAGUGCCCUGCAGGAGGUGAGGGACGACCUGCAGCUGCACCUCAGCCUGUCGGUGCUCCUCAUGCUUCCUGUCAUGCUCAGUGCGCCGUCGCUCAUCCACUGGAUCCGCAACCUGAGGUUCUCCACCCGGCUGGAUCCCGAUCCAUGGUGGCUUCACACUGUGCCUCUGAUAUUUGUCUACCUGCUGCUCAUCAACUGCAACACGUUACAACUCAGCAACAGUCGACUCCUGCCUGUCAUCUCCUGCCUCCCUCUCCCAUUGGCUAUCACCAUGGCAACCUUCUCUUCACUUCACCUGUACAGAGUCGCCUACUUCCUGUCUGCGGCACUCGUCCCCCUGGCUUUCUGCUGCGUCCUCUGAUAGUGUCCGGCUGCUCUCAGCCGCUCCAUGUUCUAAUGGAUUCUCAGGCAGAACCCAGUCUGUCAGAACUGGGAGGAACUUCCUGUAUUCUACCUGGCAACAGGAAGGAUGAAGCUUCGUCGUCAUGGUCGUGUUUCUCCACUUUCUUUUCUUACUUAUUUUGUUGCCAGACAGGAUUGUUUUCCUUUUCUAAGCUGAUAAAACAGAAAAUCUCACGUUAUAAACUACAUGUUUAACAUUUAGAAAUGUUAAUAUUCAAGUUAAAAUGCAGAGGUUUCAAAUUUAUAAAAUGUUGACGUUCUAAUUAAAAAAGGCAGAUAUUUGAUGAUAUUUUUAAAACAUUUUGUAAAGUUUGAAGCUUUGAAAUGUUCAUAUUUAACGUCUAAAACAAUAGAUUUUUGAUAGCCCAAAGAAAGCUGACAUUUGAAAAUUUUAAGAUGGAAAUGUUUGAUUGCUCAACCUUUAAACUUGAGGCCUUUUUUUCUUCCAUUGAAUUUUCUGCCUGUGUGUGAUCUGCGUUGUCUCUGCCGUGCCUUCCUUCUUCCUCCUGUUAUUCCUCUCCUGCCUCUCAGUAGAAACCUCCUCAUGCUCCUGGAACCGGGCUGGAAGUGGACUUUACUGGUUCCUCGCCAAUGUUUCUAGUUUUUAAUUUCAGCUCUCAGUGUGUUUAACAGCUGCAUAUCCAGUAUGAUUUGAUUAGGACGAUGAAGGCUGGAGGGCUCUGCAGACUCAGCUGUGGGUUUGUGGUUGUGAACGUAUUUGCAGUGAAUGUGUAGAAACCUUUCGAUGCGUUCAUACAGUUUUUGUGCGUUCAGCUCGUUGUGAACGUGCACCAACCUGUAGAAGAGAUUAGUGUAAACAGAAUCGUGUUUCAUAGACUCGUGACUUGUAUCCGUGUUCACUGUGACCUCGCCUUCCAGGUGUUCAGACUAACAGAGAGGAAUCUAAAGACAACUGGAAGAUUUUUAUGCUUCACUUUGAUGUUUUUGAAUAUUUUAAUAUUUUGGGCCUGCCAGUUGGGCUGUUUUCUAGUCAUAAAGCAGCUGUUUGAGAACAUCUGUCACUCUUUCUGACUGUAAUGACCUGAGAUAAAAGGGACACUUUGUAAUAUUUUGACUGGUUUCAAACAAAUUUAUUGGUUAUUGGUUUAGUUCCUGCUGCUAAAUCUUCUUGUUGAUUUGAGCAGAAAUCAGAGGUUUAAGCAACAAGCUCCUUGUUGGGCGCCACCUUGUUGGUACCAUAAUGUCAUUUAGUUCUUAAUGACCUCAAACGAUUAACUCAGCUACAAGUUAACUAGAAAACCUUCAUUGAGCUUCUCCUCAACCUCAGCCACGUGCUGCGGGUCACGUUCAUCUGAUGAAGAAGCUUCAGUGCCGUUUUUAUAGGAGCUUUACAGUUUGGCUCUUAAUCCGCUGCCUAAAAGGCUUGUUCUGAACCAUUGUUUGUCUUUGUUGAGCAGAAGCUGAGGUCCGUUUAAGCUUCAAUGUGAAAUCAUUGCAGAGUCUCAUGCAGUUCCUCUGGCAGCAUUUCUGGGUUUGAGGGAAUUCCAUUUCCAACUUUUCCGGUUUUCCCUUUAGUUCUGAAUUUAAGGUUCUAAGCAUUGAACUCCAUUUCAACCUCUCAUCAUUAUUGGACCCAUUCAGGAGACCUUCAUCAAGGAACCUUUCCCCAACCAGAGAACUGCUUUCUCAUUGUUUCUUCUGAUGUACUUGGAGAAGAAGAGGUUCCUUGAUCUGAUUCUUCAUAUGAAGACCUUUGUUGGUGCAGAUAUUUCUGUUGGCACGGUAACAGCCUCAUCAUCCCUUCUCCUCACGCUGAAUGUCCAAUGAUGUGCUUCAGUAGUGUCCUAUUCCAACAUUUUCCAUGUUCCCACAAGAGAGUCGGGUUCCCGGUUGUUACCAUGUUUUCUUUUGAUGACCAACCUUCUCGGUGAGUACCAGGAGCACAGCAGCAGCAUGGUUGGAUCCACAGGUUUUCUAUGUUCUGAUUGGUCUUCUGGAUCACAGAGAGCUUGGCCGUGUAUUGAUCCUGCGUGAAGGAACCUAAAGAUAUUGCAUUAAGACAGUGGGCCCUCCACCUUCAUCAGAAAGCAACACCAGCACCUCGGUGUGAAUGGGCAGAACGUGGAGAAGGUCUGAGGAGCAGAGGUUUUGUAGCCACCCACCCACUAUGGUUGCCUUGGUAACUUUGGUUUGUUACUGCGGUGCUGGAGAACAUUGAACUGAAUUAGAUGUUUCUACAGACUGUUUAGAUGAGAAAAAAGGCCGCAGACAUAGGAGCGGUGUUAGCAUCAGAACAGGCCCGGUCCGGUUUCAUUUAACUGAUAAUUGCUGGUUUUACUGGAUUUUUACCAUGUAAACUUCACACCACAAAGGCUCUCCAGCCUAUACCUCCCAGAACAUAGGUUUCAGAAGGUUCUGAAACUCCUGAUGGAACAGCCCGGUCCAGUAAUGAACGCUGUUCCUUCUAGAGAAGCAGCCUCUUCAGUCCGAUAUGUUAGUAAAAAAUGGAGCGUCAUUCAUCUUAAAUGUGCAAAUGUGCCACGUAGCUGAAUAUGUCAGGUUUAGUUUAGAUCUCUGAAUGUGCUUUGAAGGGUAUUUAAUCCUCAGGUUUGUGUGUUGCGUAAAAACUGGUUGAUGUUUUUAUAUUUCUCAUAUUUUUAGCUGAUUUACUGUAAAUGGGAAUUUUUGGCACAAAUGUUUGAAUAAAACUAAGGAAAUAA